Messenger RNA from Cicer arietinum (chickpea), 2616 nucleotides. RefSeq names its product serine/threonine protein phosphatase 2A 57 kDa regulatory subunit B' kappa isoform-like. NCBI's taxonomy places the organism in Eukaryota, Viridiplantae, Streptophyta, Magnoliopsida, Fabales, Fabaceae. The record is from RefSeq and is a predicted model, not a curated record. Gene Ontology annotation, cellular component: protein phosphatase type 2A complex. Gene Ontology annotation, molecular function: protein phosphatase regulator activity. Gene Ontology annotation, biological process: signal transduction.
UAGUACCUUUGUUUUCUUUUUCUUUUAUUUCCUUUUCAUUUUAAUAAUUUUAAUGGCGAUGGAUCAUUAACACCAAGAAAGCACAGCUUAGAGGGUUCCAUUCCAUCCAUCACCCCAAAAACAAAAACAAAAACAAAAUUAUCUGCAUGCAUUUCAUUUUCUCCUCUUUGCAUCUAGAUCCAUCCUUUUCCAAAUUUCAACCUUAAAUUUUGUUCCUUUUUUCAUGUAUUUUCAUAUUCCCUUGAAAAAUUGGAAAAAUGUUGACAAUGUUUGAUUCGAUUCAGAUGUAAAAUUACCAACAUAAUCAUCAUCAUCAUUGUUGUUGUUUUUAUUAACUUUAUUUUUAACAAACAUUUUUUCUUUUUUCAUUUGGUUUCAUUCACCAUUUCUCUUUUUGGUUCACGUGUUCUUCGUAACACACACGAACAACAAUCUUCAAAGAUUUGAUUUUUACAUCAAUGCAUGGUUCAAAAUCGAAAAUUUCUUCAACCCCAUUUCAGAUGUGGAUCUCAAUUUGACGUGGAAAUCUACAUUGCUUGUAAUUUUUACUUGCUUCGGUGAACGAGAUCUAGGGUUUUUCUGCUUCAAAAUUAGAAACUAUUUUUUGGGGUUCGGUUGAUUUUGAAUAUUUCUUCAUGGGGUCGAUGUAAAAGUUUUGAAUUGGUUGAUUUCAGCUUCUGGGUUGCAAUGCUGAAGCAAAUUUUCAACAAGCUUCCCCGGAAGUCGUCGAAAACCGAUACCGACGAGUCGAAUCGGGUUGACUCGCCGCGUUCUACCGACUCACCACCCGCAGCUGGUAAAAGCAACCACCGGCUGCAGGGUGGUGGUGCUUCUUUGAAACGAGCUUCGUCUUCGGCGGUGUUUCCGGCUAGCAUGGUUUCUGGGAUUGAACCUUUGGUGCCUUUUAAGGAUGUUCCAAAUGCUGAAAAGAUGAACCUUUUUGUGAGCAAAUUGAGUCUUUGUUGUGUGACAUUUGAUUUUACUGACCCUGGUAAGAACACUGCUGAUAAAGAUGUGAAAAGGAAAACUUUGGUUGAACUCGUUGAUUUUGUGGCUUAUGGGUCAAUGAAGUUUAGUGAACCUGCUAUUCUUGCAAUGUGUAGAAUGUGUGCUAUUAAUUUGUUUAGGGUUUUUCCACCUAAUUAUAGGGCUAAUGGUGUUGUUGCUAGUGGUGGUGAGAAUGAUGAUGAUGAACCAAUGUUUGAUCCUGCUUGGUCACAUUUACAACUUGUCUAUGAGUUGCUGCUUAAAUUUAUAUCUUCAUCGUGCCUCGAUGCUAAGGUAGCGAAAAAGUAUAUCGAUCAUUCGUUCAUUUCCAAGUUGCUUGAAUUGUUUGAUUCUGAGGAUCCUAGAGAAAGAGACUGUUUGAAAACAAUUCUGCAUAGGGUUUAUGGGAAGUUCAUGGUGCAUAGACCAUUUAUACGGAAAUCAAUUAACAAUAUAUUCUAUCGGUUCGUGAUUGAGACCGAUAAACAUAAUGGGAUUGCCGAGUUGUUGGAGAUUUUCGGGAGCGUGAUUAGUGGAUUUGCUUUACCAUUGAAAGAGGAACACAAAAUGUUCUUGUGGAGAGUCUUGAUUCCCUUGCACAAGCCUAAAUCUUUGGGUGUCUACUUUCAACAAUUGUCUUACUGUGUUAUGCAGUUCUUAGAGAAGGAGCCUAAGUUAGCAAGCAUUGUUAUAAGUGGUUUGUUAAAAUAUUGGCCAGUAACAAAUAGUCAAAAAGAGGUGAUGUUUCUGGGGGAAUUGGAAGAAAUUUUGGAAGGAAUUAACAUGGUAGAGUUCCAAAGGAUUAUGGUUCCACUGUUUUUGCGGAUCGGGUGUUGCAUUAACAGCCUACACUUUCAGGUAGCUGAAAGGACCCUUUUCUUAUGGAACAACGACCACAUUGUAAAUUUGAUUGCUCAUAACCGUCAAGUGAUCCUGCCGAUCAUAUUUCCAGCACUAGAUAGGAACAUUAAAAGCCACUGGAACCCAGCUGUUGUAAACUUAACUCAUAACAUCAGAAAGAUGUUUGUGGAGAUGGACGAGAAGCUCUUCAUAUCUUGUCAUACUCACUUUAAGGAGGAAGAAACUAUUUUAAUCUUGGAAGCCGAGAAGCGAAAGGAAGCAUGGAAACAACUAGAGCAUGCAGCCAGUCUCAAACCUGUAAUUGGAAAUAUUGCUGUUUUAGUGUCUCCUUUGAUGACCUGAAUUGCAGCUAGCUAUGAAUUCCGAAUCCUUUUAUUCGGACGGCAUAUGUUACAGAGGGAAUACUCAAGAAUUGUGGGGUGGCAUUUUGGUUUUGGAUGGUGUGGUGUUACUUCUGGCAGCAAGAUGCAGCGAUGUGAUUUUGAUGGCUACUGUGUGGUACGUAAUUUGGCUCAUGGUUGGUGUUGAAAAGGACCAUGCAGUGGAUGUGAAUGAAACUGUUGAUUUUAUGUAUAAGAAGCUUGUUUGUAAUAUCUUCCUUCUUUCUGUGUAUCUACCUUUCUUAUAUUACAGUACUCAGUUGCUCUCCAUUAAAUACAAGUACUAACCCGAGAGCCUGUUUGACAACUACUGAGUUUGAUUGCUUGUUUUAGAUUCUAGUGGCUCCCUCAAUUCACUUCAUAACAACGGAAAAAAUUAUCGUUUUUA